This is a messenger RNA of Rhopilema esculentum, 2638 nucleotides long. Its product is annotated as N-acetylated-alpha-linked acidic dipeptidase 2-like. Lineage: Eukaryota; Metazoa; Cnidaria; Scyphozoa; Rhizostomeae; Rhizostomatidae. The record is from RefSeq and is a predicted model, not a curated record. Gene Ontology annotation, molecular function: carboxypeptidase activity.
CGUUUUUAUCACAUAAAUGGAAGUUGCGAAUUAUAUGCCACAGAGUUAGAUAAAUAGAAUGUAUUGCAGAGGUUGUGUCAGAAAUUAAGGAAUUUUUGGUAGUAAUUUUUUAAUCAGAUAAAUUCGUAGUCUGCAUGUAAAUUACCUGUCCCAAACAAUUUCUUUAAUUUUGAUACCCUAUUCCGGAGUGUUGAUGCAAUUUAUAAUAUCCGGCCCCAUAAGUUUAAUCGAAAAAGUAUACCGUACCCUGAUCCACAGCACAUCCUGUCAAGUAUGGGAGUUCCUCCGGUGGAAUAGAUACAAAACCAUUGUGAAAUAUGAUAUCGAUGAUACUCUGUUCACGUCUCACAAACCACAUUGUAACUCAUCUUAUGUUGUGUCACGACAAAGUCUUUGCCGGGGAAUAGAUCUUGCGAAGAGACAGACAUGUCGCCUCAUAGCGUUUCCGUCAAUGCAAAAAACAUUUUGAUUAUAGCUCUACUUUUGAGCUCCCUUGUUAUUGGUGGUUUAAUUGGAUACGCAAUAAAAACUCGCUCGACAGAAAAAGAUAGAAUUUACACAUCAAGCAAUGCUGAAGAAAAGGAGACUACAAGAUAUCAGCAACACAGAGUAUUGAUCGAUGAAAUGGAUGCAAAGAAUAUCGAAAAGGAUACCAAGUAUUUGUCAAAUUCCCCUCGAAUGUCAGGUUCGCGCAAUGCAGACGUAAUAGCUGAUUAUGUGGCCACCAAAUGGCGUAAUUUUGGUUUGGAGACUGUUAAAAUCCAUAAAUACGACGUGCUUCUAUCGUACCCAGAAAAUCCUGCACAAAUAACCUCAAUCGCAGUUGAUGGCACGGUCUUCAACUUCACAAUCAGGAAUCCUACAACAGGUAGCAAAGCAAAUGGUAUUGUGUCCCCAUUUCAUGCUUAUUCGCCCUCCGGAAAUGUAAGUGGGUAUCUUGUCUAUGCAAAUUAUGGAACAGAACAAGACUUCAAGGAACUAAAUGACAAUGGAGUGAGUGUGACAGGGAAAAUUGUCAUAAUGAGACACGGUUUUCCUUAUCGGGGCCAACAAGUAGAUUAUGCGAGCUUGAAUGGGGCGGUGGGGGUCAUCUUAUUCUCUGACCCUAUGGAGAUGAACCCAAAUGGAAAUGAUGCUACGUACCCAAACGGAUGGGAGUUACCCGAAUCUGGCAUUCAAAUUGGAACAGUAAUAGAAAGACCAGGCGACCCACUUACUAGAGGCUAUCCUUCAAAGCAAGAUUUCUACCGACUAAAUGUCUCCAAGGCUUCACCACUCCCAAGUAUUCCUUCACAACCGGUUGCAUUUAAAGACGCCAAGGUUCUUCUGCAAGCAAUGGAUGGAAAAGACGCAUCAAAACACUUCCAAGGCGCUGGUGGAUUUACAUACAAGCUAAAUUCUUCACUUCUAAUUAGGAUGAACAUUCAAAAUAAGCUGGAGGUGAAAACUCUAAGCGUUAUAUCUGGUGUGAUUUAUGGAAAUGUUGAGCCAGAUAGAUAUGUUUUGAUUGGAAGCCACCGUGACAGUUGGGCGUAUGGCGCGUCAGACGCAUCUGGUGCGCAAGCUACUCUCAUGGAAAUUGCGCGAUGUUUGGGAAAAGCAAGGCUAUCUGGUUGGCGACCACGUAGAAGUAUCAUGUUUUUGAGCUGGGACGGGCACGAGCAUGGGAUGCAUGGUUCCACAGAAUGGGUAGAAGAGCACGCCUCUAUGUUACAGGAACAAGCUGUGGCCUAUUUGAAUAUAGAUGUUGCUGUGGAAGGAAAUUACACGAUCGAUUUAAGAUCUACACCAGAACUUAAUGAUGUUCUCUUUGAUGAAACAAAGACCCUAACUGAACCUGUAUCGAAAAUAAAUUUGUACGAGGACUGGAUUCGAAAAAGCCCAAGUCCAUCUGAAAAAAAUGAACCAAGAACAAUUGUUCUUAUUACUGGAAGUGACUAUAAACCAUUUUACCACACCAUCGGUGUCUCAUCUGUCGAUUUAAAGUAUACAUAUGCAAAGACAAGAGGAACAAAGUACCCAUUUGGAAAUCCAAUGUACCAUUCAACGUACGACACAUUUGAUUGGCUCAAAAAGUUUAUAGAUCCAGAUUUCGGUUACCAUCUUUUGAUUGGAAAGUUGUGGAUGAAAACAACUUUGAAUCUGGCCGAUUCGACGAUUCUGCGAUUCAACCUCACCAGAGCGACUAAUGCAAUCUACAAUUAUGCAGUUGCAUUUAAAAAUAGCCAUGAUGGUUAUAUUAGACCACAAAACAUAUCAUGUGACUUAUUGGUUAAUUCUGCAUGGAACUUGACAUUGGCAGCUAAGGAUUUUGAUGCAAGAGUCAAGAAGGUAAACAAAAAUGAAGAUAUGAAAGUUAGAAUGGUGAAUGAUCGCCUGCAGAAUUUCCAAAGACAGCUUAUCCACCAGACUGGGACCAUGGGAAGAGAUGACUUAAAAAAUGUCGUUUAUUCAACAAGGUGGGAUCUGGUGACCACUAGAACAAGAUUUACUGCUAUUUCUGAGGCUAUCUUCAGAGCAGUGAAUGGCAUUGAUAAGGACUGGGACCAAGUAAAGAGGCAAUUGAUGAUUGCCACAAAUCGUCUUCAAGCGGCCUCACAGUCGUAUAAAACAUCUCAAAUCUGAAUAUAUUGCAAAA